Messenger RNA from Pseudopipra pipra, 3663 nucleotides. RefSeq names its product ETAA1 activator of ATR kinase (gene ETAA1). Bases 16 to 2655 code for a protein of 879 amino acids. Gene Ontology annotation, cellular component: nuclear replication fork. Gene Ontology annotation, biological process: DNA damage response; regulation of DNA damage checkpoint; positive regulation of protein serine/threonine kinase activity. NCBI's taxonomy places the organism in Eukaryota, Metazoa, Chordata, Aves, Passeriformes, Pipridae. The record is from RefSeq and is a predicted model, not a curated record. The transcript has 6 exons. Gene Ontology annotation, molecular function: protein serine/threonine kinase activator activity.
CGCCGCGCGGAGCCAAUGGGCGCUCGAGGCGGCGCGGCGGCGGCCAAUCAGCGGCGGCGGCGGGGCUGCCCGGGAAAAUGGCGGCGGUGCCGGCGGCGGCAGUGGCGGGAGGGACGCGGCGGCGCCGCCGCAGCGAGCGCCAUGCCCGGUAGCCGGCGCAGGGGGCUCUGCCUCAGGCCCGCCGCCGCCCUGAGGAGGCGCAGCGGCGGCGGUGAGGAGCAGCUCAGCCGGCGGCGGGCGGAGGAGGAGGAGGAAGAGGCGGCGGAGGGCGGCGCGGGCCGAGGCCUUCCCGCGGCGGAGGCGGCGUGCGCGCCCCGCGCUGCAGAGUCAUGUUUACAUAAAACUCCAAAGAGGUCCUUGAGUAGGAAAUCCCGAAUACCUACUUUCAGCUCUCCUGUUAAUGACACUGAUACACAGCAAGAAAUAUUUUGGGAUUCUCAUUCACCAAUUGCACCCAGACUAGGCAGUGGAAAAAGCAAACAGUCCACCAGUGGGUGCGCAGUAGAAAUUUCGGAAAUUGUUAAUCGUAUUGCUCCUCAGGAUGAAAAAUCAGCCUGUAAUGAAGGCUCCAUUUUAGGAACAUGGAUUGGUGAGGAUGCUAUUCCCUACACACCUGGAGUAGUAAAAGUGCGAUCUAGGACAAAGUUAAGUUGUACAAGGGAUCUUAAGAUAACAAUUCCCGAAGAGGAACUCAUGAAAUUGGCUAAGGAAUUUGAUAGAAACCUAGUAGAGCUAGAUGCUGUUCAGGAACAGGAGAAGCUUGGUCAUAACUUCAUCCAGAGCACCUCAGAGCCUUUGAAUAAUUCUAAAGAUGAAGUAAACAUGAAGAACGAGAUACCACUCCUUGGUGAAGGUUCUGAAACAGAUACUGCUCUGUCCCUGAAACCAGUUGGACAGAGCACUGGCAUUCCUGCUGCAGGGCCCUGUCAGUCCAGCAGUCAAAAGUCUGUAGACCUUGAGUCUGAAAUAGCCCUUCAUGCUCUUUUUGACUGUUCUACCCAGAAGUGUAGUGGGCAGCUGAGCCAAGGACUGUCAGAUAUUUCUUUAAAUAACAGUUUUCAUAAAAACAAAAGUACCUUGGAGGAGGAGCAGCUUCCUGAGGAAACUGAAGAUAUGCAAUGUGGUAAUUCAGAGGCACAAGAAAAAGAUGCAGUGGGGAGUGUGAACCAGACGGUACCAAAACCUGAUAUGACAAAAAAAAAUCCUCCUUUGAAGACACAACUGGUGGCCUCCACUAAGCUGGCUGGAGUAGUUAAUGAUGACUUUGAUGACUGGGAUACAGAUUUUUUGGCCGAUGACUCUUUUAUGAUGCAAAUAACCCAAAAUCCUGAAUUGAUAAGUACUGAAGAACCACCACCAAUUCCUGCAAAUCCACCUGGCUAUGGUUUCAGUGAUGCUAGCAGAACAAAGCAAAGAAGUAGUGGCAAUUUGGUAACUUGUUUGGGGAGUGUAAACAAAUCUAACAGUUUGCAGUAUUCACCUUUGAAACAUUCUACUAAAAACAUACAAAAUGUUGUAAAAUCUCUGUCUUUACAAAAGCCAUGUAAGACAGAAAACUCAGAGACCACAGCCUUGCAUGGCAAAUGUGAUGUUAAGCCAGAUAAAAUAAAUUCCAUUUGGAAAAGUGCUCAAAACAGUGAUUUGAACUGUAUUUCUGUUCCAGUGCAAUCUGAAGUGAAGAAUGGAAAUGAAACUACUCAGCUUAAAAGUGACCCUCUUUUUCCUUCAAGAUCUAAUCCUCAUAGACAAUGGACAGAAAAACCUGGAAAUACCACCCAUGCUAUUUCCUGUCAAUCAUCCAGUGUUUCCACCAAUAUGAAACCUAAUGAUCUAACUAAAGUGUUUGAAAUACCAAAGAAAUGUCCUGUGCCAUUUCACGAAUGGAAUGAACCAAAAUUCUCUGAUGAGGUAUUAGAUAUGUUUUGUGGAUCCGAUAGUCUUUGGGAUGCUAACUUUGAGGAUGAUGAAUUGUUGUAUCAGGUGUGUGAUGAUAUAGAAAAGCAGACUCAGAGCCAAGAUGCUAAACAAGGAAAUGAAAGAACUAAAACUAUGCAAGGAGCAAGUAGUAAUUCCAGAUCAAAUGUUGAUAAGAGCUUCCUAGCCUCUAAACAAGGACAUUGUCUCUUGGCACAAAAAACAAAUGCAAAACAGGAGGCUCUCUCUCUGAAUGAUUCCUGUAGGAAUUCAUCAAAGGUUAUACAUGGGCUGGCCACAACAGGUCAUGCAGUGAACUGUAAGAGCAUCUCAAGUCCUCGAACUGUGAUCUCAGAUCUUUCUACAGAGGGCAAAUACACACUGACAAAAAACUGUCAUCAGGAUGCUUCUGAAGAUACUACAAAGACUGUUUUGGGGAAAUGGUACAGGUCAAAUUCUGUGCCAGCAGGAGACGCUGCUUCUGAAUGUCUGUGGUGGAACAGAAAAGUAGAAAAUGCUCUCAAGAAGAGAUUGAAAGAAAAAAACAAGAAGCUCUUGCACGAAGAAAAUCCAGAACACAGGCAUUCUUUAAAGAUGCUUGAAUUUGGAGUUUAUUUUUUCUGUGGAGUAAGUUUGUGGGAGGGAAAUACUGUAAUGCUGGAAGACACUUUUAAAACUCCAUUCACAUCUAUUGAUGGCAAGUUUUUUUCUGUUUCUCAAUGUAAAAAAAUCUGGACCUGAACCAUAACUAAUACUCUGGUGGUAUUUAGUCUUAAUUAAAAACUAUAAGUUGUGAAUGUGUAGUCCCAAACUACCUUCAGCAAGAUGAAGAUUAUGUUGAGUUCAUGUACUGUUACAUGUUGAAAUUGCAUAGUCUGAAAAUCAUGAGAGCAUUGGUAUACACACAUAAUGAAGGUGUCAAAAACAGACUAUAUUUUGGCUGUGUUAUUGCAAGUAUUCUAAUCUUUAAGAAGACCCUCAAGUACACACAGACUAGGAAAUAAAAAGUGAAGUUUGCUCUCAGGUAGAAGACAAUUUUUAAGUUUUGGUUGAAAUAAAGUACAGUCUAGGAAACAUCCAACAAUUGGAAAACUAAUGGAAAUGAACAGGCUUUGGAAAGCUCAGUUUAUCUCUGUUACCUGAGGUAAGAAAUGUACACAGAGAAGGAAAAAUUUAAUAUAAAAGUUUCAUAAGGUGAAAAAGCAUCCUGCAAAGGACAUGUUGUAUUUUUUUAAGUUCCUUUCAUGAAGAGUUGGAAAUACCCUGGCAAAAUUGGAACACCCUUUUCUAAACACACAUCACCAAGCUAAUUAAAAAGGGUAGCCUGUGUCAUUUUACCAAACCAUGAGCAAUAUGUAAUAAAUCAGGUGAGAUCUCAACAACUAUGCAUCGGUUUAGCCUUAUGGGUUGUACAUAUUUUCAGACUAAAGGCUGUUGAAACAUAAAAAUGCAAUGUCAUGUCAGCUUAACAGGGGCUGAUAGAAUUUUUGAUGUGAUAGAUGGGUGUAGAGAUCAAACUGCAAAAACUGCCUCUGGGUAAGCUGCAAGAUAUUUUUCAACUGAGAAAUGCUUAUAUGUAAACAUGUGACACUAUGAAAAGUGACUGUAAUUUUUCUUUGUAAAUAAAUAACUAUAAAAUGUACCAAAGGUUGGAGGAAGCUUUUGGUUUCUGUAGUAUGUGCCAUUUUUGUAACUCUUGAAAAUGUAAGUAUUGUAUAUUUGUAAGUCAUCAUUAAACUUUUUUUUUUA